AUGGCCGACAACUACGCUCCCGCCGACAACUACACUCUGUCCGGCCACCACUCUAACGGCUCGGCUAACCUCAACCCUGGCUCGACUAACCUCGAUGCCCUCAAGAACAAUGCUGCUUCUGCCUACGAUGCCGUAACAAAGGGCCCUGUCGCCCAGAACGUCGCCGACCAAGGCGCCAAGACUGUUGACGAGCUCUCCAACCUUUCUGCGUCUCGCCGCACUCCCUCGACCCCCGCGGCUACUGGCCAGCCCUUGACACAUUACCACUCCUUCUUCUCCGAGCUGUUGUCAUGGAACAACCCUCGUGCCUCCGCCAUUGCUUACCUGAGCGUCGUUGCUGGCAUCUUCUUUGUUAGGUACUUUGAUGUGCUCCGCUUGGGUUUCAAGCUCACCUGGAUGGUCCUUGGUGCCACCGUUGCCGCCGAAGUUGCCGGCAGGACCGUUCUCAACCAGGGCCUCACCACUCAGCUGCGCCCGCGCAAGUAUUAUACUGUUUCCAAGCAGACUCUUGACAGCGCUAUUGGCGAUGUUCACGAGCUCGUCAACUUCUUCGUCAUCGAGGCUCAGCGCGUCCUCUUCGCUGAGAACGUCUACGUUUCCGGCCUCGUUGCCCUCUCCGCUUUCUUCGCCUAUUACCUCGUCAAGAUCGUUCCCUACUGGGGUCUUGCCCUGGUCAGCACCACUCUCGCCUUCCUCGGCCCUCUCGUCUACAAGACCAACAAGGAGGUUAUCGAUGCCCAGCUUCACCGUGCUAGCGACGUCAUUGGCGCCCAGACUGCUCAGCUGAAGACCGUCGCUCAGCAGAACACCGAGAAGGCUACCCAGUUGACCAAGCAGUACGUUGGCGAGUAUACUGCCAAGGCCCAGACCCUCGUUGGCAAGGCUACUCCUGCUUCUCUCUCCGGUGAGGAUCACACCAACGGUCAUGCCAACGGUCAUGCCGACAACCUGUCCACCCUCCGUGAGGCCGACUUCCCUCCCGCCCCCCGUGCCGACAUCAAGACCGAGCUUGCGGCUCCUAUCGAGCCUGUUGUUGCCGUCCCCGUUACUGUCAAGAGCGGUGAGCAGCAGCCUCUGCUGAUUUAA
Sordaria macrospora k-hell is the source of this 1086-nucleotide messenger RNA. RefSeq lists its product as uncharacterized. The record is from RefSeq and is a predicted model, not a curated record. NCBI's taxonomy places the organism in Eukaryota, Fungi, Ascomycota, Sordariomycetes, Sordariales, Sordariaceae.